Molecule: messenger RNA, 2656 nt
Organism: Amphiprion ocellaris (clown anemonefish)
Lineage: Eukaryota; Metazoa; Chordata; Actinopteri; Pomacentridae
Gene: steap2
Product: STEAP family member 2, metalloreductase
Exons: 6
Coding region: 167-1705 (512 amino acids)
Biological process (GO): copper ion import
Cellular component (GO): plasma membrane; endosome
Molecular function (GO): ferric-chelate reductase (NADPH) activity; cupric reductase (NADH) activity
Source: RefSeq, a predicted model, not a curated record
CCGUGAACGCAGCAUGCAUUCAGACAGCGCAGGCAGCAUCAGGAGGAGGAUGGACAGCUAGCAGCAUGUUCCUCAGCACACACAGCAUCCCACAGACACGAGUGGAAGGCCCACUGAAAUCUUUCUAGGUAGAAAACCAGAGAAGGGGAAGUGACCGGAGGGAAGGAUGGACUCUAUGUCUAUGAUGUGUGGCAGCAGGAGCCCUGUGUUCCUCACAGCCUCCUCCUCCCACCAUCUCCGCCACGUCCAGGACCAUCUGCUGCCCAGCGGCAUGAAGAACGGAGCAGCCGAUAUAGGAAGCUCCUGUCUGCAACCCACCGUGGCCAUCCUGGGCUCCGGUGACUUCUCCAAGUGCCUGACCAUUCGAAUGCUGCGCUGUGGCUUCCAUGUGGUGGUGGGCAGCCGCCAUCCUAAGCUGGCAGCUCAUUCGUUUCCUCAUGUGGUGGAUGUGACACACCAUGAAGACGCUGUGGGGAAGGCUAACAUUGUGUUCCUGGCAAUCCGCCGUGAGCACUACCCUAUUCUGUGGGACCUCAAACAUCUACUGGAAGGGAAGAUCCUGGUGGAUGUCAGUAACAACAGGAGGGUGAACCAGUAUCCAGAGUCUAAUGCAGAGUACCUGGCUUCACUGCUGCCAGGUUGUGUUGUGGUGAAAGGCUUCAAUGUCAUCUCAGCCUGGGCCAUGCAGCAGAGCUGUCCUAAAGACGCCAGCACACAGGUCUUCAUAUGCAGUGAUUCUGUGGAAGCUCGACAGCAGAUUAUGGAAUUAUCUCGUCAGCUCAACUUCCAGCCAGUUGAUAAGGGCAGCCUGUCUUCUUCUCGGGAUAUUGAGAACAUGCCCAUACAGUUAUUUCCGGGCUGGAAGGGCCCUGUCCUCGCUGCUGUGGCCCUCGCCAUCUUCUUUUUUGCUUACUCUUUUGUGCGAGAUAUAAUCCACCCAUAUGUGAAAUACAAGCAAAGUGACUUUUACAAGAUACCCAUAGAGAUAGUGAAUCGGACCCUGCCCACUGUGGCCAUCACUCUCUUGGCUCUGGUGUACCUGGCAGGCCAGCUGGCAGCUGCCCACCAGCUCUACUAUGGCACCAAGUACAGGCAUUUCCCACACUGGCUGGAAGGCUGGCUGCAGAGCCGCAAACAGCUGGGUCUCCUCAGCUUCUUCCUCGCUGCUGUCCAUGUUCUCUACAGCCUCUGUCUGCCCCUGAGAAGGUCUGAGAGGUACCUGCUGCUCAACACCGCCUACCAGCAGGUCCAUGUUAAUGUGGAGAAUGCGUGGAACGAGGAGGAAGUGUGGAGGGUAGAGAUGUAUGUUUCCUUUGGGAUCAUGAGUCUUGGGCUCCUGUCUCUCCUGGCCAUCACCUCCAUCCCAUCCGUCCACAGCACCCUCAACUGGAGAGAGUUCAGCUUCAUACAGUCCACUCUGGGCUACAUCGCCCUGCUCAUUGCUACCUUCCACGGCCUGCUGUUUGGCUGGAAACGAGCCUUUGAGGAGGAGGCCUACCGUUUCUACCUGCCGCCCAGCUUCGUGGUGGCCCUGGCCCUGCCGGUGUGUGUCAUACUAGGGAAGGUCCUGAUGCUGCUCCCCUGUGUGGCCCACAAGCUCCACCAGAUCCGCAGGGGCCUGGACAGCAGUCAGUACCGGUGCCAGCGCCUGGAGCCGGUGGGCUCAGCCGCCCACAUCUCCCCUGAGAGAGUCACCAUCAUGUAGUCGCUGCAGACGGAGCUGCUUCUGUUGGGGCUUUCACAUCCUCUGCUACAGCAAGCUGCUUUACUGGACCUGAUGACCAGUGCUUAUCCGUGUGAUUCUUGUUGAAAGGACAUGCUACUCUCACUUUGUGACAUGUGAACUGUUUUUUCUGACAUGUGAACUCUGUACUUGUGUACUUAGAAGCUGUAAACAUUCACUAGAGCUACGGUCCCAGUAUGGCUAUUAUGUUACAGUUGUUUGCCCUUUAAAAUUUUACACUGAAUAUUCUUCUUUUGGCUGUAUCUAGUCUAUAUGCUCCCAGUAUUUAAUCAGUACUCUGUUCAGCUGUGAAGAGGAACUCCAAUUUUACACAUAAAGUAUAUUUUCCUGCUUGUACUUAGCCUGUAGAAACAGUGGUUUACUGUCUUAUAUGGCCCUAGAGGAGCUUUGUCGUGUGAUGUCACGGAAGGCGGAGGAAGUUGAUGGCAGUGUGAUACUGAACUGAAGCAGCUCCUAGUAGGUUUACCAAUCUCAUUCAAUAUAUGUUUUUAUUCCUACAGGUCCUAGCAUAUAAUGUCAUCUGGCAGUAGUUACAGGGCAGAACUUAUUUAUUUACCAGGUUGGACAAUAUUACUAGCUCCUACUAUCACCUACAAUGAUUAAAACUGUUCUAUUUCUGGUCUCAAACUAUAAAGAAAUGUUAGCAGGUGUUCUGUUUUUCUGUCUGUUAGGGCUGUAUUCCAGUACCGCUGAAUAUUGUGUCUGUAUGUCAUCUGUGAGAGCCAUGACUUCAACAAUUUAAGACUUUACCACGCUAUUCUUCUAGUCUAAUUCGUGACCUAGAAUUCAGGUUGAGUAGACAGAAGGAACACUGGCUAAAUGUGGUGACAUCAGAACUGUGAAUGUCUGGAUGUGAUGUAGAAAGAAACUGCACAAACAUUCAAAGAAAUAAAUACAAAACUUGUGGAACAA